Messenger RNA from Carya illinoinensis, 9866 nucleotides. RefSeq names its product casein kinase 1-like protein HD16. Gene Ontology annotation, molecular function: protein serine/threonine kinase activity; ATP binding. Gene Ontology annotation, biological process: endocytosis; signal transduction; peptidyl-serine phosphorylation. Gene Ontology annotation, cellular component: nucleus; cytoplasm. The record is from RefSeq and is a predicted model, not a curated record. The transcript has 19 exons. NCBI's taxonomy places the organism in Eukaryota, Viridiplantae, Streptophyta, Magnoliopsida, Fagales, Juglandaceae. Bases 400 to 2634 code for a protein of 744 amino acids.
UAGAUUUAUUCUCCAACACGUGGCAUCAUCCCAUUUGUAAAAAUGCAUGAUUUGCAUCAGGAAAAAAUAAGAGAGGAAAACAAGAAGGAAAGAAAAUCAAGAAAGCCAUAAAAAUGUGGUAAUUUCUAUCUGUUUUUCAAUCUCCAUGGACAAGAAAUAGAGAAUCUGCGAUUGCUAUUUCCCUCCACAGUUCUCCAAACUCCCUCGCUCACUCUGACCGAACCCUGAAAAGAGUUUGGUUCCGUUUUCUCUUGUCUAUUGGGCACACAUUCCGGCCCUCUGUGAAUACAUUUCAAACCCAGAUUGAGUUCGAACCCGACUCUAGAAGCUUUAUGAAUCUUCUACCAGCGCAUCACCGCCUCCAAGGACUCCCCCUCUUCAUGGACCUUCGUCCCCACGAUGCGUGAUCUGCGUAGCCGACCACGCAGGAACCGGGCACUCAACAACCCUGUGCCGAAUCCGAUUACCCCGCAACCAGUACCCCACAACAGUGAGGAUCUUCUUUUAACUGUACGAGGUCGCCAGAGAAGGGCAGCCGAGCAGAACCGGACGAGUAAUAAGAACUCGAUCGGCGUUGCUGAGAGGAAUAUUGUGACGAAGAGAGGCCGCAAGGUCAUCAAAACGAGGUCGCCGAAGGGCAACAAAGUAUAUAGAGAAGAAGAGGAAGGGAUUAGGGUUUUUAGAGGGGGCGUUGAAGAAAAAGCGAUGGAUGAGUACGACAGCGGUGGCGGACGGAGCGGCGAUAAGGGGCCCGCAGCCGAGGACGAGGGCAGCACUGCGCCUCUUCCCGAGAAGGUCCAAGUUGGUGGUUCCCCAAUGUACAAAAUAGACAGAAAACUGGGUAAAGGAGGAUUUGGACAAGUGUAUGUUGGUCGACGUGUUGGUGCUACCAGUGUAAACGAAAGAACUGGCCCUGGAGCUGUUGAGGUAGCUUUAAAAUUUGAGCAUAGGAGUAGUAAAGGAUGUAAUUAUGGACCGCCGUAUGAGUGGCAAGUUUACAGUGCACUUGGUGGCAGUCAUGGUGUUCCACGAGUUCAUUAUAAGGGCCGGCAAGGUGACUACUAUGUCAUGGUCAUGGAUAUGCUUGGGCCAAGUUUGUGGGAUGUUUGGAAUAAUAACUCACACACGAUGUCUAUUGACAUGGUUGCAUGUAUUGCCAUUGAGGCCAUCUCCAUAUUAGAGAAGAUGCACUCUAAGGGAAUAUCUAGGUACUUUUGGGUGCCGUGGUUGAAGAGCAUUGUUCUCUUCCUUGGACCCAUCGACCUUUGUGUUCAAUUGUAUGACACAGUCUUCCAGAGUUAUUGCAUAUAUGUGCACGGGGAUGUGAAACCUGAGAAUUUUUUGCUUGGUCCUCCUGGGACUCCUGAAGAAAAAAAGCUAUUUCUUGUAGACCUUGGAUUAGCCACCAGGUGGCGAGACAGUGCAACUGGCUUGCAUGUUGAGUAUGACCAACGUCCAGAUGUUUUCAGGGGAACUGUCCGGUAUGCUAGUGUGCAUGCUCAUCUUGGUAGAACUGGUAGCAGGAGGGAUGACUUAGAAUCACUUGCUUACACUCUUGUUUUUCUUCUCCGUGGCCGAUUGCCAUGGCAAGGAUAUCAGGGGGACAAUAAAGGAUUCCUUGUAUGCAAGAAGAAAAUGGCCACUUCCCCAGAAUCUCUGUGUUGCUUUUGUCCUCAGCCUUUUCGACAGUUUGUUGAGUUUGUGGUAAAUUUGAAGUUUGAUGAAGAACCUAACUAUGCAAAGUAUAUCUCCCUCUUUGAUGGGAUUGUUGGUCCAAAUCCGGAUAUCAGGCCAAUUAACACUGACGGCGCUCAAAAGCUUAUAUGUCAGGUUGGACAUAAGAGAGGACGAUUGACCAUGGAGGAGGAAGAUGAUGAACAACCAAAGAAGAAGAUUCGAAUGGGGAUGCCUGCAACUCAAUGGAUUAGUGUUUACAAUGCUCGCCGGCCUAUGAAGCAAAGAUUUCACUAUAACGUAGCAGAUGUAAGGCUCUCCCAACACAUUGAGAAAGGAAAUGUGGAUGGAUUAUAUGUCAGUAGUGUGGCUUCAUGUUCAAACCUUUGGGCCCUUAUCAUGGAUGCUGGCACUGGAUUUACCGCUCAAGAGCACGAACUCUCACCCUAUUUUCUUCACAAGGAAUGGAUCAUGGAACAAUGGGAGAAGAAUUACUACAUCAGUGCAAUAGCAGGGGCUAAUAAUGGGAGUUCGUUAGUUGUGAUGUCGAAGGGGACACAGUACUUACAGCAGUCUUAUAAAGUCAGUGAUUCAUUUCCAUUCAAGUGGAUCAACAAAAAAUGGAGGGAGGGGUUUUAUGUUACUGCCAUGGCUACUGCUGGGACUAGAUGGGCAAUUGUUAUGUCUCGUGGUACUGGAUUUUCUGACCAGGUUGUGGAACUAGAUUUUCUCUAUCCUAGUGAAGGUAUUCAUCGAAGGUGGGACGGUGGUUACCGAAUCACAUCAACUGCAGCAACUUGGGAUCAGGCUGCUUUGGUUCUUAGUUUUCCUAGAAGAAAACCUGCAGAUGAAACUCAAGAGACUCUCCGAACUUCUGCUUUUCCCAGUACACACGUCAAGGAGAAAUGGGCAAAGAAUCUUUAUAUUGCGUCUAUCUGCUAUGGUCGAACUGUUUCAUGAACUACCAAAGUUCUGUUAGGAUGCCACUUAAUGUAUUUUUGACCUCACUUUUAUGAUCCAUGAAUGGGUGGGCUCUUACCAUCUAGUUUUUCUCAAGAAGCGAAGAUCAUGUCGAGGCAAAUUUACUGAUCAUAGCAUUUUGGAGAUGAUGUAUGCUAAACUCUUCUUUAUUGCUGCCAUCACAUAGCAUCUGUUACAAACACCUGUGCACUGUCUUUAAAUUGCGUCAAAAUGCUUAUGAGGCUAAUUUUAAAUCGUAUAUCCACCUGCAAGGUGCUUAAUUUUUCCUAUCAUUACAAAGUUUGUAUAGGUUUGAACAAUAAUCACAUGGCUGAAGGCAUGUUCACAGGAGAGCAUUUUGAUUGUUGAUGGUAUUUUCAGACGUACAAUUAUUAUUUUGCUGUGGGCUUUGGACAUUCUCAGCUGUUAACCCUGUAUCUAGUCCUUUUUUUAUUCUCCUUUCUGGUCUUGAAAGAUAGUUUCUGGGUUGUCAGAAUUUGACUUGAAAGGAAGUGGUUGUACACUUUGAGCAAGAGUUUGUAAUGAUCUCUUUAUUAUUGUUUUUCUUCAUGUUAUAUUUUAAUUGCAAUCUUCUGCACCUCCCUUUGACCAGCAUGGUACAUAAGGUGCAUGGCUUGUCUAAGUAUACCAAGGUGUUAUGUGUUUAUCUCAUUUUUUUACUUACAAGAAAGUGCAUCAAAGUGCUAUUUUUGUGUUUGACACAAUCAUGGAAGUUGGUCUUUUUUUUUCCCCUCCUUAAAGCAGCCAUUUUUCCCCUUGUACAAUUCUUUUCUCACCAUCUGUAACAUGACCCCAGUGGUUUCUACAAUCUAGAUUUUGAACUGGUCACCAGAGUACAUAUUGUCUGGCUGACCUGUUCAAGUUCAGAAAUUUCAUAAUAGUUUUCUUCAUAUUUGCAUGUGCAUGCGCAUGUCUUAUAUUGUGUGUACACACAGGCCACGGGAAUACAUAGAUAUGACUUACUCAUGUUCAUUGCAUUUGACUGUCUUAGAGGCAGCAGCAGUUGGCUGUUUUUUGAUGCAGUGAUCAGUUGCAAGUAUAUUUUUUGUGGAAGAGUUUAGAUCAGUUGUGGGCCACUUGAGUACUUAUUUGCCUUGCUGGUUUGUAGGUUCAUUUAUAUAGAACUUGGCAAUAUGAAUGUGCUAAAUGUUAAGUGUUUUAGCAUCAAAGAUUAGGUAGUUGAUGGUGGAGGAGCCGGAUAACCUCUCCAAUAUGUGUUUGGAGACUGGGGGUCUGUCGGCUAAAGAAGAUGGGUAUUCAUUGGGCACUGACAAUAAGGAGUCGGGGUCUUUUGAUGAUGAAAUGCUCCUAAGGCAUUCUCAAGGUUGUUUAGAUAUCAUUGGGGUGGAAGAAGUCUUGCUGGUGGAAGAUACUUAUAGACAGGGAGUUCAAGAGACAGAAGUUGUUCUGAACAGCUUAGUUCCCAUACAGGUAGCUGAGGAAACGGGGAUGGUACAAGCUGAAGAGAGUGAACCAGUCCCUUUAAACUUCUUGAGCCUAGAACAGCCCAGGAUUUCAGACUGGGUUUUAAUACGGUAAAGGAUAUUCAACAUUUGGUGGGUUUGAGGUGUGAAGGUUAUGAAGAGCAGUUUAUGGGUCUACUUACAGCAAUUGAAACAGGCCAUCAUCAACAUAGACAAGCAGAGUCAAAAAAAGCAGAGAGAACUGAGAAGGUUGAAUUGGUCCAUGAAUUCAGAAGGAAGUGCAAGCAAGGAAAGGACCAAAGGGAAGGAAGGGUGUGGCAUAUUCCAAAUGAAACCAAAAAUUGUAUCGUGGAAUGUCCGCGGGUUAAACGAGGACAAUAAGCGUCUACAAAUAAGACACUUGUUGUGCGAGUGGAAGGCGGACAUAGUGUGUUUACAGGAGACAAAGCUGAAAAUUAUUAGUAGAAACUUGGUGCGAAGUAUAUGGAGCUGCACAUAUGUAGAUUGGGUAUACUUGGCAGCCGAAGGGGUAUCGGGUGGAAUUCUAGUGAUGUGGGAUAGAAAAGUGGUGGAGAAAAUUGAGGAGUUUGUAGGAGUAUACUCGGUGGCCUGCUCUUUUAGAAGUGUGGCAGAUGACUUUUUGUGGGCUUUUGCAGGUGUAUAUGGUCCUAACCUAGACUAUGAGAGAAGAUUAUUAUGGGAAGAAUUGGCUGGAGUACAUAGCCGAUGGGAUCUUCCAUGAUGUAUAGGCGGAGACUUCAAUGUAACUAGAUUCCCAAUUGAGUGUUUUGGGAAUAGAAGAAUGAGGCCAGCUAUGACAGAAUUUUCGAAGUGCAUCUUUGAUUUGAAUUUAGUGGAUUUACCACUAGCGGGUGGGUACAUGUACCUAGUCGAAUAAUCAUACAUGGUCUAGACUAGACAGAUUUCUAAUCUCACUAGAGUGGGAAUGUCAUUUUCCUGAUGUGUGGCAAAAGAGAUUGCCGCGUUUGAGUUCGGAUCAUUGGACUAUUUUGUUGGAUUGUGGAGGGGUCCAAAGGAGGCGUAGGUCCUUCAAAUUCGAAAAUAUGUGGUUGAAGGCGGAUGACUUUGAGGAAAAGGUCAGGCAAUGGUGGACUUCAUAUCAGAUACCAAGAACCCCUAGUUUCAUUUUUGCGGGUAAACUGAAAGCUCUAAAAAAAGAUCUAAAGCUGUGGAACAGACAAUCUUUUGGCGAUAUAGGGGAGCGUAAAAAAAGCAAGGAGGUGGAGAUCAAAGGUCUGGAAAGAAUACAAGAAAACUGGCCCUUAACACAAGAAGAAAUAGCUGUAAAAAAGGAGUUGGAAGCAGAUCUGGAAAGAAUAGUAGUUCUUGAAGAGACAUCGUGGUGUCAGAAGUUAAGAGCGUUAUGAUUGAAGGAAGGAGACCGAAGCACCAAGUUCUUCUACAGAAUAGCUAACUCACAUAGAAGAUACAACAACAUUGAGAUGCUGAAAAUAGAAGGAGUGGAGUGUCGGGAUGAGUCUGUGAUAAACCACAAUGUAGUUGACUUUUUUGAACAAUUACUUUCUGAACAGGUGGUUUGGCAGCCGAAACUGGAAGGGCUUGGCUUUGAUUCCAUUGAACAUAUUGAUGUAGACCGACUAGAGAGGCCUUUUGAGGAGUUGUAGGAUUUUGAAGUUGUGAGGAAAAUGGUUAAAAACAAGGCGCCGGGCCCUGACGGUUUCUUUAUGGGUUUCUUUCAAACUUGCUGGGUUGUAAUAAAAGAUGACCUAUUGAAGGUGUUCCAAGAGUUCUACUCAGCCGGAAAGUUUGAAAAAAGCCUUAAUGUUACUUUUCUCGCACUAAUUCCAAAGAAGGUGGGGCCGAGGAGAUUAAGAAGUUUCGACUUAUUAGCUUAGUAAAUGGGGUUUACAAGAUAAUUUUCAAGGUGCUAGCGAAUCGUCUGAGUAACGUAGUGGGGAAGCUUAUUUCGAAACCUCAGAAUGCAUUUGUUAAGGAUAGACAAAUCCUAGUUGCGGUUCUUAUUGUGAAUGAAUGCCUAGACAGUCGGUUGAAAUCUGGUGAGGCAGGGAUUAUAUGCAAGCUAGAUAUGGAGAAGGCGUAUGAUCAUGUCAACUAGGAGUUCCUUCUUGAUCUUUUGGGGAAAUGCGGGUUCGAAGAGAAAUGGUGUUCAUGGAUUAGGUGGUGUAUAUCAACGGUGAAAUUCUCCGUCUUGAUAAACGGAAACCCAACUGGUUUCUUUUGUAGCACAUGAGGCUUAAGAUAAGGAGAUCCGUUAUCCCCUUUACUCUUUGUGAUUAUGAUGGAGGCACUGAGCCAAACGUCAUCAACCUUGGUUACGAAUGGGUUGCUCAUUGGAUUUAAGAUUGGAUCUCCGAAUAGGGGACUUGUUAAUGUAUCUCAUUUAUUGUUUGCAGAUGAUACUCUUUUCUUUUGCAAAGCAGUCCCUAACCAGAUUCGAAUUUUGAAGGCCCUUCUCCUUUGUUUUGAAGUAACUUAUUGAACGUUAAUUUGGGAAAAUCCGAGAUGGUGCCUAUUGGACGUGUUCGGCAUAUUAGACAGUUGGCUAGUAUAUUGGGAUGCAUGACUGCAUCUUUACCCAUGACUUAUCUGGGACUUCCACUGGGGGUGACCUUGAGAGCGGCUUCUUUAUGGGACUCAGUUAUUGAGAAAGUGGAAUGUCGGCUAGCUGGAUGGAAGAGGUUAUAUUUGUCAAAAGGUGGUCGGAUUACACUAAUUAAGAGUAUUCUUUCUAAUCUACCCACCUAUUUUUUGUCAUUAUUUCUUGUGGGGUGGACUGGGUGUGGAACAAAAAUUUCACCUCGUUAGGUGGGACAAGGUAUGUAGCCCUAUCUCGAACGGGGGUUUGGGCAUCAGAGAUAUGGGAACUUUCAAUUAGGCGUUACUAGGUAAAUGGCUGUGGAGAUAUCAUAAGGAACCUGAAGCCUCUUGGAAGACGAUAAUAGAGAGCAAAUAUGGGGACCUAUGGGGGGGUUGGUGUACAUAAAAAGUGAGAGGAGCGCAUGGAGUGGGUUUGUGGAUACAUAUAAGAAAAGGGUGGGAGGUUUUCAUUCGUUAUACCCGAAUCCGUUUAGGAGGAGGAACCCGUAUUAAGUUUUGGUACGAUACUUGGUGUGAUCAUGUGGCACUAAAGGAAUCUUUUCCUUUGUUAUUCAGAGUUGCAAGAGAUAUUGAUGCCUUAGUAGCAGAUGUACUGGAAAGAUUAGGGGAGAAAAUUCAAUGGAAUAUCAUAUUCAGUAGGGCAGCACAAGACUGGGAGAUGAGCAGUAUUGAAGCCUUUUAUAGCCUUUUGUAUGCUACUAAACCAGAUAAUUUAUAGGAUAGUUUAUGGUGGAUACCUACAGUUAAAGGUACUUUUUCGGUGUGCUCUUUUUAUAAGUCUCUUUCCCAAGAGAUACCUAUUCAGUUCCCAUGGCGAAAGAUAUGGAGACAUAAGGCGCCACUCAAAGUAGCUUUUUUUGUGUGGACUGCAGCAUUGGGUAAGAUUCUCACAACUGAUAAUUUAAGGAAGCGCAUGGUGAUCAUCAUAGAUUGGUAUUGCAUGUGUAGAAAGGGAGGUGAAUCGGUGAACCAUCUCUUAAUACACUGUGAGGUAGCGAGAAGGCUAUGGAAUGAGGUACUUGGCAGAAUGGACUUGGCUUGGGCUAUGCCGGAGAAGGUGGUCAGGGUAUUGGCCAGUUGGAAAAAUCUGAGAGGAAAUCAACAGAUAAAAGCAGUAUGGAAGAUGAUCUCUAUAUGCAUCAUGUGGUGUCUAUGGAGAGAGCGCAAUGACAGGACGUUCAAGGACAAAGAGAGAUCAAUGGAGGAAUUGAAAUUUUUUUCUUUAGAACUCUUUGUCCAUGGAUCUUAGCGGUUGAUUUCAAUGGUUUGGGGCUACAUGAGUUCCUUAUAUCCAUUGUUCAUAUCUAGAUGUGGUCACUAAUCUUUGUGUCUGGCUUUUGCCUUCUUUUGAUAAUAUAAUUUAUUUUACUUAUCAAAAAAAAAAAAGAUUAGGUAGUUAUGCUCAAGGUCUUGGAAGCAGAAACAUUGAAGGCAAAGCUCCUUGCAUCCAUGCAGAAUUAGAAAAAAACUUUGCUACCAAGAAAAACCCCAGUAUUCCACUUGGUACCACUUAAGAUUCUGUUGGCAUAAUCAUACCAAGACUCUACCCUGGGCCUUGAUGCCAUGGAAUCUGACUGAAAUGAGAUAUACUCAAGGUGGUUGCAAUCCUUCAUCCACAGUGGCACUACAUGAAAAGUUGGAGUCAUCAGGUUGAAUGGUAUGAAAUUCUUUUUCAAACCCCAACCCCCAAACAACACACAAGUAUCUCUUAGAUGAUCAUUUUUGGGCGAUUGAUGACUGUGCAUUCAUUUUGAUGCAUGCAAAUAAUGCAGUCGGAAAUUGGCUUGUUCUGCACGCAUUUAAUAUCUGAGCACCUGUUUAAUAGUCAAUCUCCAAACAAUCACAAGCUUUUCUUUCACUUCAUUACCAAUUUCAGCUUUGGGAUAGAGCCAUCUAUGGAUCUUUUUACUGUCUUGGCUACUAAAUUCAAUAACAUCAAAAUGGAGUUCACAGUGCACACUUUAUUGAGUAGGGAAAUAAUUUAUUUAUCAGAGAAGUCGACCGAACUUCCUGUACCUAUGUAUACCAAAAUAGUGGAGUUGUUGAAAGAACUUUUGCUUCUUCUCCAACGUAUUUCUUUUUGUCUUUUCUUUCCUUUUAUUCAAGGUGUAGUGUUGUACUUGACUAUAUUCCAACCAUUUAGAUGGUCCUUGAGUCAUUGGAGGUUCCAAAUGUGAAUACUUCCCAAUAAUUCUGGUCUUGAACUUUUUGUUGCACUUUUGGGAGGUGUGUGACAGAAAAGUGAAAGCAGCUUGAGUCUCCUGGAGCGGGGAAUUAUGUCGCCUCUUUUGUGGUGGUUUCUUAAAUUUCUCGAGAUUUUGAAUGUCAAGGUGAUUGUCUUACCGAUUGCUGCUCUUUCCUUGAAUGAAGGGAAAUUAUGCUAUGCAUACUGUAAUAAUUAGUUUAGUAGUUAAGUCGUCUUCUAAGACCACUGGAGGUUAUUUUUUUGUUGGUGGGUUGGGGGGGAGGGGGGGAUUGAGCCCCUAACAUGGUAGCACAGAAAAGGUGCCAGAUGAUUCUAGGCUUCUAUGCCUUUCUUUGGCAACCAUUAGUUUAGUUUUGUGUGAUAUCGUGUACAGUGUUAGGGAUAAUCGAUUAAAAACGAUUAAGCUGUUGAAUUGCUGGAAGAUGCUUUAAAAAAAAAAAAAAAAAGAAAUAAAAAUUAUGUAGGCCAGAUUGUCCAGUAAAUCACGCCAAGCUUUGCUAGGUUAAAGUGCAUUAAGAGAGCUGGGAAAGAGAGAGGAUAAACGAUUGAAUGUCUUUUCUAGUCUUGUGAGCUACCGAUUGUUUUCCUUCUUAAAGAAGAUUUGUUGAGAAAGUGCCUAAAAGACAUGCCUGCCUGUAAAUGUUCGUUCAAAGAAAUAGGUUCAAUUCAUGCAUAAAAUGGAAUUGAUUUUCUCGGGUUAUAUUGAUAAGCUUUGAUCUUAUAACACCAGUUUGCAGUUAUUUUUCCACAGGUGGAAGGGCCCGGCCCCUCUGUGAGCGAGCUUCGGCGUUGAUAUGGCCCUGUUUAAAUGCAAUUUAGGUGUCACGAAUUUUAUUUUACAACUGAAGAAAUACAUCAAAUCGUGAGCUUUCUACUUAAUUUGAUCCCAUUUGAAUACUAAUAAAUACAUGUAAUCUCGAUUAUUGAUAUUAUUGUUCAAAGACUAAAUUUAUAAAUUAUUUCGUUUUGUAUUCUGUCAA